AUGGAUUCUAUACUUAUUCAAAAAUCCUUCAAAUCAAAAAGUACAAACUUUAUUUUUGAAGAAAAUAAUAGUGUUAAUAAUGGAGAAGGUUCUUUGACAAAUCAAUUGUUGGAUAGUAAAAUUCAAUUUGAUGAUGAUCCUAGUAAUAAUGACAAAGAAAACGAAAUUGUUGAUUAUUAUGAGAAAAAAUCUAUAGAUCACAGUAAUUCUUAG
Acaulospora morrowiae is the source of this 213-nucleotide messenger RNA. The record is from the annotation of a GenBank genome assembly. Lineage: Eukaryota; Fungi; Glomeromycota; Glomeromycetes; Diversisporales; Acaulosporaceae.